This is a messenger RNA of Penicillium chermesinum, 1101 nucleotides long. Its product is annotated as putative RNA binding protein Rnp24. Gene Ontology annotation, molecular function: RNA binding. Bases 1 to 1101 code for a protein of 366 amino acids. Lineage: Eukaryota; Fungi; Ascomycota; Eurotiomycetes; Eurotiales; Aspergillaceae. The transcript has a single exon. The record is from RefSeq and is a predicted model, not a curated record.
AUGACAGAGGCAACUGACGGCUCCCACAAGAAGCGCAAGCUGCAGGAUGUUCCGGAGAUCGAGAUUGAUGUUUCUGCACCAGAACCGCAGUCUAAGAAAGCUCUGCGCAAAGCUAAAAAGAACAAAACAGAAGGAGCCGCUGAGGAUGGCAAGACUAAGCCCGAGACGGCUUCGACCAAGGAAAAAACCGACGCACAAAAUGCCCCUGCGAAGCGUUCCGAUUACGGUAUUUGGAUCGGUAACCUGGGCUUCGCAACCACCAAAGACGACCUCCGCAAUUUUUUUGUCAGCAACUGCUCCUUUCCCGAGACUACCAUAACUCGAAUUCACCUUCCGAAGGGCCAAGAGAAAUUCGGGAGGCCCCAAAACAAAGGCUUUGCUUACGUUGAUUUCUCUACUCCGAAAGCCCUGGAGGAAGCAAUUGGUCUUAGCGAACAGCUUUUGACGGGCCGUCGAGUUUUGAUCAAGAACGCAAAGAGCUUUGAAGGCCGCCCGGACAAGCCCCAGGGAGAUCAGGGCAAUGCUAGUAACGGCAAGCCUGGCCAUCCCCCUUCUCGCCGAGUCUUUGUCGGCAAUCUGAGCUUUGAUGCCACUAAAGAAAUACUUGAGGAACAUUUCGGCCAAUGCGGAACCGUGACCAACGUACACAUGGCGACCUUCCAAGAUAGUGGGAAAUGCAAGGGAUAUGCCUGGGUGGAGUUUGAAGACCUCGCUGCAGCAGAAGCAGCGGUGAAGGGUUACGUGCUGAUUGCAGAGGACGACGAAGAGGAGGAGGAGAAGGAGGAGGAUAGCAAUGACUCCGACUCAGCAAAGAAGCCUAAGAAAACGCCGAAGCGAAAGGUUUGGGUAAACCAAAUCAUGGGCCGCCGUAUGAGGAUGGAGUUUGCGGAGGACGCCUCCACCCGAUACAAGAAACGGUUCGGCAAGGACAGCGAGGGCAAGAAAGAUCACUCGGAAAAUGCUGAGGGCUCUGAUGCUCGGUCCCGGGUCAGGAAGCCUAAGCGUCCGGAGAUCGAUGAUUCUCGGUAUUCCAAGGAGACUGUGCAACGCCUCAGCGGUGCCAUUGUCGAGGGGCAGGGCCAGAAAGUCACGUUCGACUAA